This is a messenger RNA of Procambarus clarkii (red swamp crayfish), 6522 nucleotides long. It is a transcript of the gene Pdp, whose product is annotated as pyruvate dehydrogenase [acetyl-transferring]-phosphatase 1-like protein, mitochondrial. Gene Ontology annotation, biological process: protein dephosphorylation. Gene Ontology annotation, cellular component: mitochondrion. Gene Ontology annotation, molecular function: [pyruvate dehydrogenase (acetyl-transferring)]-phosphatase activity; cation binding. The record is from RefSeq and is a predicted model, not a curated record. Lineage: Eukaryota; Metazoa; Arthropoda; Malacostraca; Decapoda; Cambaridae.
AUGUCAGGAAAACAAUCAUUUAAAACAUUAUGCGUUGUUACAUUGCAAAUAAUUUAGCAUAAUAUGAACAUAAUAUACUUAUUAUAGUGAGUUACAUAAUUAUUCACAAAAUAAUCAUAUAUGAGGUGUGUAAUAAGGAGGUGGUGUCGGGAAUGUGGUUGGCAAGCCUGCGGGAACACUUUCGUCUGCUGCACCGUGUAAACAACUCUACAACAAUAACAACAACAUCCCUUUUCGCUCCACACCACACUGAUCCUAAAUCUUAUUUGUAGCUACGUUAUGGCCAAGGUGUUCUCCUGCUUGUAUCAGAAUGUGAGGCCUCUUUCUCGCUGUUUAGAAAGUAAAAUCUUGUGUGGUGAGGGCGUUGGUGCUAGGCCUAUAGGGUCGGGGUUAUCCUGCAGUAGUUCAGGUCAAGUGUGUUGGCUCUCUCUCACAUGUGGACGAUUCAACGCCUUUCCUCGUCCUAAACUCUCCCCACAAGAGGUGACCCAGAUUCUUCGUCAAAAUGAAGGAGUAGUGCAAGUGAGCGGUGGUGGAGAUCAAGAAUGGACAUCACAAGUUAUCAUGCCCGCAGCAACAUAUUCAAUAGAUUCUGUAGAUUCUAAUCAGCUGGAAUCUAAUUCUCCAAUAGAAGACAAGCUGGCUGUUGCUCGAUGUCUUCACACUACUGGUUAUCUGUUUGGUGUUUUUGAUGGUCAUGGAGGUCCAGAGUGUAGCCAGGUGGUUGCCAAGCGGCUCUUUGACUAUGUGGCUGCUUCACUGCUGCCCCGCGCAGAGCUGCGUAGACUUGUGUCUGAGUGGAAGGCUGGGUGUCGUGUUCCACUCACCAUGGUGUAUAACGAUUCAUCGCAUUUUGUCUCAGAACUUCAAGAAAUUUAUGAAGCUUCUCUUUUGAGCUACUGUGACACUCUGCUGACCUCUGUUACUCAGGACUUCAGUAUGGAAGAUGCACUCAUUGGUUCAUUUAUUCAACUGGACAAUGACUUGGGUCAUGAGGUAGUGAAGAAUCAAAAUUCACCCGUGCUGGAACCACUUCUCCGAGUAGCACUGUCAGGGUCUGUAGCAUGCGUAGCUCAUGUGGAUGGUCCUCAUCUCCAUGUAGCUAAUACAGGGGAUUGUGGAGCUGUGCUAGGAAUGCAAAGGCAAGACACAGGAGGUGGCUGGCUUGCACAUCGUCUCACAAAUGAUCACUCGUGGGAAAAUCAAUCAGAAAUAGAUCGGGUAUUGUCAGAGCAUCCACCAAUAGAAGCAGAGUAUGUGGUAAGAAAUCAGAGAUUAUUAGGGAUGCUCAUGCCAUUCAGGGCCUUUGGAGAUUUUCGUUUCAAAUGGGACAGGGACACACAAAUCAAAAUAAUUCAACGUUAUGCAGGUCGCGAUAAUAUUAUUCCUCAUUGUCUGACACCACCAUACCUCACUGCUAUGCCAGAAGUCUCUUAUCAUCGCUUGCGACCACAUGAUAGAUUUUUACUUAUGGCUUCAGAUGGUCUAUGGGAAUGUAUGAGUGCAUUAAAUUCUGUAACUUUGGUUGGAGAGUACAUGAGUGGCCGUCAGACCCUCCAGCCAGUGCGAUUCCCAAGACAAGCUAUCACAUUGAGGGAGAUUGCUCAGUUGUUAGAGCAACGACAGAAAGGUUUGUGCCUGAAGCCAGUUGACACAAAUGCAUCUACACAUUUGAUACGUCAUGCUCUAGGGGGAUCAGAUGCAGGUUUAGACCAUGCACGUCUAUCACAUUCACUGACGCUUCCACCGGAGGUGAGACGUUACUUCAGGGAUGAUAUAUCCAUUCAUGUAAUAUUCUUCGAUUCUAAUUUCUUAAGAGUAUGCCCUGUGGAGAUUUAAGUUGUACAUAUGUAUCUUUUAUUUUAAUUUUGUAGUUAUAAAAGAUUUUCUCUAUAGAAAUAGAUGCAGGAGUCUCAAUGACUGCUGAAGUAUCCUGUACUGUAUACUGUACAAUAAUUUAGAAUUUUAUGAUAGUUAAGAAGUUUGGACACUAUGCCACACAACCCAUAAUAUGGGUGACUCUGGUGCUAUUUGUUAAUACUGUCUUGUAUUCUUAAGUUUCUGUCAGGGUGGCACUUUACCAUACAUGUGUACAGUAUCAACAAUAAAUAGGAUAUAAUAAAAUUAUGAGCUUAAGAUUAAAUAAGAUGUAUGGUGUAUUUUGUGUAAUCAUCACAAGUUAUACAGGGUAGCCACAAAUUAUUCACCUCAUUAUAAGUUAAUAAAUUUGCUGUUAUAGGGGCUAAUUUAAAUUGGUUUGCGGUAACUAAUAAUACAACUUGAAAUUUUUUUCCGUUGUUUCAUAGAACUUCCACUAUGGGCACAAUGAUAGUAGUGAAGGAGAAAGUAAUAUAAAGUGGCUGUGGGAAAACAAAUCUCCAAUUACUAUACAAAGAUGUUUAUGUUCGAAAACAAAAGAAAACUCCACUAAUAAAGCAGUCAUUCAGGAGAUGGCUGAAACGAUUUCAAGAAACUGGCAAUGUGAUACAGUACAUCAGAAAGGAACUGGUAGACCUAGUGUAUCUAACAAUAGGAUAACAAAAUUUCAGGAUUCAUUUAUCUAAAGUCUUAAACACUUUUAUUUGCCGAGCAAAUUGACAAUUGUAAAUACUGUACUGCAGUCAGUAGAACAUAAAAUUAUUAAUAAACAAAAGGUUGAAACUUCUUGCAAGACAUGCUUCUUAAUAUCUGGAACUAAAUCAUGUAUCACCUUGAUGUUGUGCGUGGUACUAAUGGGUCUCGUGUGGUAGUUAACUAAAUUCUGUUUAACUAAUGUAUGAACUGAACUGUGGUAGUCUUCUUAAUUAAAACAACUAUGUCUGGAGUUAUGUUAUUAAUUACUGCAAUCCUGUUUUAAGAUAGCUCCUAUAAUAAUGAAUUUAUUAAAAUAUUGUAAUGGGUCGAAUAAUUUAUGGGCACUCUGUAUAUCAUGUGCAUUUCCUGGGUUUGUCAUGAAAAAAAUAGAGGAUUUACUAUCAUUAUAAAUAAUAAACUAUAUCGGUAAACUUUAGGUCUGGAAGAAUAAAUUAUCUGGGUGUAGGUAUAAGGUUUAGCAAUUUAAAGAACAUGUUUCAUAAUUUUUCAUUAAGGUUCAUAAUUUCUUUGAUAAUACUGCAGUGUGCAUGUUAUCUCAAUAUUGCUAUUGAUUAAGUAAAUGAAGUAUUGAAAAGCUAUAGCUGCCACUUGCCUUUUAAGAUAUGGUACUCUAUACUGUUGUACAGUAGCUUGAAAUACAGUACUCUACACUGUUGUACAGUAGCUUGAGAUACAGUACUCUAUACUGUUGUACAGUAGCUUGAGAUACAGUACUCUACACUGUUGUACAGUAGCUUGAGAUACAGUACUCUACACUGUUGUACAGUAGCUUGAGAUACAGUACUCUACACUGUUGUACAGUAGCUUGAGAUACAGUACUCUACACUGUUGUACAGUAGCUUAAGAAACAGUACUCUACACUGUUGUACAGUAGCUUAAGAUACAGUACUCUACACUUAUCAUACAGUAGCUUGAGAUACAGUACUCUACACUGUUGUACAGUAGCUUAAGAUACAGUACUCUACACUUAUCAUACAGUAGCUUAAGAUACAGUACUCUACACUGUUGUACAGUAGCUUGAGAUACAGUACUCUACACUGUUGUACAGUAGCUUAAGAUACAGUACUCUACACUUAUCAUACAGUAGCUUGAGAUACAGUACUCUACACUGUUGUACAGUAGCUUAAGAUACAGUACUCUACACUUAUCAUACAGUAGCUUAAGAUACAGUACUCUACACUGUUGUACAGUAGCUUGAGAUACAGUACUCUACACUGUUGUACAGUAGCUUAAGAUACAGUACUCUACACUUAUCAUACAGUAACAUGAGACACAGUACUCUACACUUAUCAUACAGUAACUUGAGACACAGUACUCUACACUAUUGUACAGUAGCUUGAGAUACAGUACUCUACACUAUGAUACAGUAGCCUGAGAUGCAGUACUUUACACUUAUCAUACAGUAACUUGAGAUACAGUACUCUACGCUAUUGUACAGUAGCUUGAGGUGCAGUACUCUACACUAUGAUACAAUAGCCUGAGUUGCAGUACUUUACAUUUAUCAUACAGCAACUUUAUAUCAGGUAUUCAGAUAAAUCCAAGUGUCAUGGGUGACACUCAAGAUGUAAUCUUGUAUAGUUUUAGUUGCCUUACACACAGCUCAUGUUGCCAUCUGUGUACUCCGUGGGGUACAGCAUUCCACUAUAAGAUAGUUAUAAUUCUUACACUAUUUCUUACAUGAGUGUGCUGUCGAAUCAUAUUUUGAUUAUGAGCAAUUGUACUUUCACUAAAUAUUUGUUAAGAACAAAUGAAAUUAUGCAGGUGUGGUGAAGAGAGAAUUUUGAGAAAGAGAUCUAGAGCACCCCAGGAAUGAAUUUGAUUAUUAGUUACAUUUAUAUUAUUUAUCAUGGAUUUUGUGUCAAUUUUGGUUUGUACGUUAAAUAGGUACACUAUUGCAAUGGUCACUUGCAGAGUCGGAAGUUCCUCGUGUGGGAUGAUACAAAUUCUGUGAGUGAGGAUACAUUUUUUUGUACUCUUACAAAGUUACACAAGUUAUGCAAAAAUAAAUAUUUAGUAGGUAACUUGUAAUGUAAUACAGGACUGGUAUCAUUGCUCAGUUAUAAUUCAUAUUAAAAUAUUCUCUCAAGAUCUUUCAUUACUUUUUUUUUACGUUUAGUGCAUCAUAGCACUUUUGCAACAUCACAAAAUAACCACAGUUACCAAAUGAAAGUUGAAAAUUUCUGUCAAUAUUGAGAGGUUUCCUUGGUUCAUCCAGUAGGCAGUUGGUCACCAGGCUGAUGUCGUAUGUUCCCUGAGAGCUUCAUUACCCGUGCAGCGCCUCCUGUGUUAUGCUGAGUUAUUACAGCAGCUGUUGUGUUAUGCUGAGUUGUUACAGCAGUUCCUGUGUUAUGCUGAGUUAUUACAGCAGCUGUUGUGUUAUGCUGAGUUGUUACAGCAGUUCCUGUGUUAUGCUGAGUUAUUACAGCAGCUGUUGUGUUAUGCUGAGUUGUUACAGCAGUUCCUGUGUUAUGCUGAGUUAUUACAGCAGCUCCUGUGUUAUGCUGAGUUAUUACAGCAGCUGUUGUGUUAUGCUGAGUUGUCACAGCAGUUCCUGUGUUAUGCUGAGUUAUUACAGCAGCUCCUGUGUUGUGCUGAGUUAUUACAGCAGUUCCUGUGUUGUGCUGAGUUGUCACAGCAUCUGCUGUGUUGUGCCUAGUUAUCACAGCAGCUCCUGUGUUGUGCCUAGUUGUCACAGCAGCUCCUGUGUUGUGCCUAGUUGUCACAGCAGCUCCUGUGUUGUGCCUAGUUGUCACAGCAGCUCCUGUGUUGUGCCUAGUUGUCACAGCAGCUCCUGUGUUGUGCCUAGUUGUCACAGCAGCUCCUGUGUUGUGCCUAGUUGUCACAGCAGCUCCUGUGUUGUGUUAGGUUCUGUCACAGCAGAUCCUGUCUUGUGCUGAGUUGUCACAGCAGCUCUUGUUAUGCUAAAUUGUCACAGCAGCUCUUGUUAUGCUAGGUUGUCACAGCAGCUCUUGUUAUGCUAGGUUGUCACAGCAGCUCUUGUUAUGCUAGGUUGUCACAGCAGCUCUUGUUAUGCUGGGUUUUGUCACAGCAGCUCCUAUGUUGUGCCGAGUUGUCACAGCAGCUUCUGUGUUAUGCCGAGUUCUGUCGCAGCAGCAGCAGCAGCAUUAAGCAAUUUUGAAUAUUUCCUAAAAAUGGUGUGCACUUUAUGGUAUGUAUGUAACAAAGUGUGUGUACUGAGGCGAAACAUUAACAUGAUUUAAUGAAUACUUUUAGUAAUCAGUCAUUAUUUUUGUAACCAAAAUUAUUAGCAGGAUAGUGGUUAAAAUUAAUAUGACAACAUUAACCAGGGGUUGAUCCACAGAGAAGAGUAUAGUGUGCAAUUCGUCAGGAUGUUUAUAACUUAAGGUUGCUGCAACUGGCAACAUAGAUGUGCUCGAGAAAGAUGACAUUCUUUCUAAGUUAUGGCAAGAUAAUCUCAUAUUCAGUUUAUAAGUUCAAAUUACUUGAAGUAACAAUUUAAGAGUUUUAGUACAUGUACACAAAUGUGUUUCAGUUUGAGGGUGAAGAUCCAUACUAAGGUUGGUGCAUCUGUGUGGAAACUGGUCAUAUUGAUCAUUCAUUUACAUCUCGACACCCUCAUUAAGUGAAUGGACAGCAAAUAUAUAACAUAUUUUAUGCUUCCUUUGGGGACAUGACCAUAGAUAUAAAUUCUCCAUAUUGUAUACUGUAUUGUUAUUUUUUUUGAAGAUGUGAUUAGUGUUAUACAGUACAGUAGUAUUUUCUGAGCAAGGCCCACCUCAGUAUCUUCUCUGACCCAUAUUAUUAGGUUCAACCAGAUCACUGCAAGCAUGAUAUGCCCUGAGUGACUUUAAGCCCCACCAUGAUGAGUGUCCUUGCAGAUAGUUAUGUGCCAUAGUGUAGGGGUGAGGAGUUUAGUCAUGGUGCUUUGGUGUGUUGGAGUCAGGA